UCCUUUCUUUUCCCCUUUUCCCAAAACAUUUCCUGCGAAUUCCAUACGGUGUACAACUGUUUUCGGGCAGCACAUCUGAUUCCCCCUUUAUUGCUCUCUUUUCACUCCUUAGCAUUCACUUCAGAGCCUCAGAGGAACCUUUCAUAAUUUGGGUUUGAGAUAAGGUCCUUGCAGCUAUGAUGGACACAGAGUCUGUUGACGAACUUCAUGUUUCGGUUAUCGACAACGAUCCUGGUUGCAGUGAUGAGGCAGCAUUAACUGAUAUUGGGACAUCGGAGUAUGUCGCUUCUGAGAAAGACGUGAUACAAGAGGUUGGCAUUGAGGUUAUGCUAAGCGACAAAGGAACACCGAUGGAUGUUUCAUCAGAGAAAGAGCAAACACGAGAGUUUGGCAUUGAGACUAUGUCAGCUGAUAACGGGACAUCAGAGGAUAGUACUUCAGAGAAAGUGAACGUGCGAGAGGUUGACAUUGAAGAAAUAUCACCCGAGAAAGGGUUAUCCGAGGUGGUACGAGAGGGUGGGAGUGCUCUUAUUAGACUCGAGCUUGAUAUAGCUUGUUGUUCGGAGAAAUUGGUUAAUAUGAAUUUACUUAUGAUGCAUGUAGCGGCAAGAGAGAGUGACUUUGAAGUAUUUGCUUCAGAACAAUCAGAUUCAUUGAUGGAUUCUGAUGAGAAGGCAAUGGAAUUUGACAUCUUGUCAGGAAUAUUUGAUUCAGAAGUCAGGGAAAUGGGUGGCUUAAUCCAUAGAUUAGAGAUAGAGAUUAAUAAUAUUAGUAAAUUAAUUUCUUCGCACCGACAUCUAGGAGCAAUCGUUUUGGCAUUGGAAGAGAAGUUACAGGAUGCUAAAGAGUCAGUAACGCAAUCACACGAACAAAUCACGGAAUUGCUGAUGCAAUCUACCAAGUUCCAGAAGAUCUUAUCAAGUGUUAAUCAAGAGGAGACCUCUGAAGACGACGAAGAAUCAAUUUUCUGUAUCGACUUUUUCAACACAACUACGAAACUAAAUGUGCAAACAUCUGAACAGCAGCGACAUCUGCUGAAAAUGCUGGAAAAGUCAUUGGAAAGAGAACUUGAACUGGAAAACGAGUUAAAAGAAUGUAAGCAAUCCUUGAACGAGAUAAAAAACGCAUCUCAGAUGAAAAUUUCGUCCGCUGAAGAAGCAACAGCGGCCGCAUUUGCCUAUUUCUUGGAGGCUGACAGUGCAUCAGCUGUGCUUUUGGGGAUUUCAAAAGAAUUGAUCGGUAAGCUCCAAUUAUAUCAAUUCCAAAUAAACAGUUCAUUGCACCGAGAAAAUGAAAUGUUCAAUGAGCUCGAAAAAUGCGCACACGCUGUUCAAGAUUUGGAGAAAAAAGAGGCUGCUAUGCAAAAAACCGCGGUGCAAAAUAGUUUGGAGGCGUCGACUUUAAAGGCAAAGGUGAGUUCCCUAGAAGAGCAGCUUAAAGCCUCGGAAUCUAUGCUGAUAAAUGGAAAUGCUUCUUUGGAUGACAAGAGUGAACGAAAUGAUAUUGAGGAAUUGGAAAAGAGAAUUUUCAUAGUGGAAAGCCGGGCUCAGAAAGCCGAAGAUUACGUCAAGUCACUAACCGAAGCUAAUAAGAAGCUUAUCGAGGAAAUGAAUUUUAUGAAAAAUAUGUCAAUUGAGAAGGUUAGUUCGUUAGAGAAGCAACUAAAGGAGACGGAUAUUCAGUUACAAGAGGCGAUUGCAUCAGUCGAAGCAAGUGAAGAGAAGCAAAAGAUGUUGUAUUCUUCUAUAAGUGACAUGGAGAUUUUGAUCGAGAAAUUGAAAUCAAAAGUUUUAGAAGCGAAUGAUCGUGCAGAUAGUGCAGAAGAUAAAUGUAUUAUAUUAUCGGAAAGUCAUGCAGCGCUUAGUGAAGAGCUGACGUUUCUUAGGGGUAAAUUGGAAUGCUUGGAGGCUUCUUUGCAACUAGCGGAAGAAACGAAACAGGCAGCUACGGUGGAUAUAACUAUGCGCACGAAAGUGAUUACGGAUAUGGUCGUGCAGCUGGCCGUUGAAAGAGAACGCCUUCACAAACAGAUAUCGAUGUUGAUGAUGGAAAAUAGAGUGCUAGUAGAUAAAUUACACACGACAAACAUAGUCUCAUCCAACUCUACGAACCACAAAGGCAGAGAAACUGAGAAAGGAGUCCUAUCUUCUGACCGUCCCGAUGAUGAUGAGAAGGGAAAUAAAGAAGAGUUGGAAGCCACAAAGGUCGAGAAGUCUAGAGACGAUAUUUUGGACGGCGAAUGCAAUUUGGAACCGCAAGAUUUGGACUCCAAGCUUGAAACGGUUAGGACAAUCGAUGCGAGGCAGCUUAAUGUCAAGUAUGUGUUCUCUGCAUGUCUUAUAGUGCUGAUUGCUGUUCUGGUAGUGUGCUUUGUUCAACCCGUAAACCGCCCAUUUUAGUGAUAACCUUGGUUGAGUUUUGCAUCCCAGAAAUUGUAAUGUUUGAUGGAUUUUGUAGUAAGUGUUGCAAUGGUAGAAUCUUACACAGGUUAGUUGUCAUUUCUAGCUCUUUAUAGUAAAAAUUAGUGUCAAAUAUCAAAGUAUACAUAGGUCAUAGCCUCAUAAGUUAUAUAUGAUCCAAUUUUUUGUUGGGAGGAAGUUGAAAAUCCAACUUUUUUUUAGUUCAUAAACAUUUGUAGCAAUCAAUAUGUAUUAAGUGUUAAUUUUACACUAUGUUUUUUUAAAUUUGCUAUAUUACGCAAAUUAAAGUUUUUUUGGAUAACGUUGUUUCCAUCUAUGUUUCUUUGUAGUCAGCAAAUAAUACAAUUCAUUGAAAAUAAA
Molecule: messenger RNA, 2780 nt
Organism: Amaranthus tricolor (Joseph's coat)
Lineage: Eukaryota; Viridiplantae; Streptophyta; Magnoliopsida; Caryophyllales; Amaranthaceae
Product: WPP domain-interacting tail-anchored protein 1
Exons: 5
Coding region: 177-2399 (740 amino acids)
Source: RefSeq, a predicted model, not a curated record